GUCCCAUAAACAACAUUUCCUCACAAAUUUUCGCAAUGCCGAAAGGCACUAAACCAUCCCUUUUCUUUCUUCUUCUCUCUUUGCUUUUAUCACCAAAAAUCUUUGCCCGAAACCCUCUUCCUCUUCAGCCUCAAUCACCUUACACUGCAUGCAAAUCCACCCUUUAUCCCAAGCUAUGCCGUUCCAUUCUUUCAUCUUUUCAGCAUUCACCUACAAACUUAGAUGGCUAUGGAAAAUUCUCUGUAAAAUGGUGCCUAAAACAUGCCCAGAAAAUAUCUGACCUUACUAACCAUUUGCUAUCACAGCAAAAACAAAGCAGAUUUCUUAGUAGUAAAGAGCUUAAUGCAUUGCAUGAUUGUGCUCAGCUAUCGGAGCUGACGGUGGAUUACUUGGAAUCCAUAUCUGUAGAGCUCAAAUCAGAUAAUUCCUCUUCCGGGAGCGACAGUUUGGUUGGUAGAGUGCAGGCUUUGUUGAGUGCUGUUGUGACGAAUCAACAAACAUGCUAUGAUGGCCUUGUUGACAGCGGCAGCAACUUGGUGGGUGCACUGAUUGCACCGCUGUCUGCUGCCUCGGAGUUGUAUAGCGUUUCGCUGGGCUUAGUAACACAUGCAUUGGGACGCGUUCGGAAAGCUGGAAAAGUUCUGCAUGGAUUAAAUGAUUCCCAAAGGUGGGGAAGAAAUCUAGCCGAAUUGGUGGAUAAAGGACUAAAGGAGUUAAUAUCAGAGAGGCAGUUACAGUUAGAAAUUAUGGGGCAAGGAUUCUAUGAAGAGUACGUUGUUGUGCCUAAACACAAGAAAAGUGUAAUGUUGAUUGGAGAUGGAAUCAAUCGCACUGUGAUAUCUGGGAAUCGGAAUGUCGUAGAUGGCUGGACAACCUUCAAUUCUUCAACAUUUGCUUUAGAACCUCUUGUCAAACUACUUCUAUCUAACAAUGAUAUUCUUCAAACAUUAGGCAUGAUUAAGUUAAGUGGUUAA
Molecule: messenger RNA, 974 nt
Organism: Coffea arabica (coffee)
Lineage: Eukaryota; Viridiplantae; Streptophyta; Magnoliopsida; Gentianales; Rubiaceae
Source: RefSeq, a predicted model, not a curated record